UGACUGAAUUUCCAUUUCAUUUCCAUUUCAUUUGGGACUCAUUUGGCAUUCAACCAUUUUCUUCUUGUUCCAGUGUCUUCACAGACCAACUAGAAACCAAAUCUAUAGAUACAACGUAUAUACAUAUAUAGAUCUGUGUAUACAUGAUGGAAUGUAUCGCCGUAAAUGGUUGAAAAGUAUUUGAACUAUUUCCUGUGUCUAGAUUCUAAUGGAAACGAAUCUCAGCAAUUGAAAGCUAUCGAAAAGAUCUAUGCCUGUUUUUCGAUUUUCUUCGCGGUGGAAGGAUUUUGAAAGCUAGAUCUCAGGUGAUCCUGUGGCUGAUUGGUUCUGGGGGUUUGAUUUUUGGCGAUUCAAUUUUGGAAGAGAAUUCAAGGAGCUGAAACAGGGAGGGAGCUUGUUUUCCUUUCGAGAAAAUGCCGGGGCACGGGGAUUUGGAUAGGCAGAUAGAGCAAUUGAUGGAGUGCAAGCCGCUGUCGGAGGCGGAGGUGAAGGUUUUGUGCGAUCAAGCGCGGGCGAUUUUGGUGGAGGAGUGGAACGUUCAACCGGUUAAGUGCCCCGUGACUGUGUGCGGCGAUAUCCAUGGGCAGUUCUACGAUUUGAUCGAACUUUUUCGUAUCGGCGGCAACGCUCCGGAUACGAACUACCUUUUCAUGGGAGACUACGUCGAUCGUGGGUACUAUUCAGUGGAGACAGUCACACUUCUAGUGGCUCUAAAAGUUCGUUAUAGAGAUAGAAUCACAAUCCUCAGAGGAAAUCAUGAAAGCCGACAAAUCACACAAGUGUAUGGCUUUUAUGAUGAAUGCUUGAGGAAGUAUGGCAAUGCCAAUGUCUGGAAGUAUUUCACUGAUCUUUUCGACUACUUGCCUUUGACAGCACUUAUUGAGAGUCAGGUCUUCUGUUUGCAUGGUGGCCUUUCACCAUCACUUGAUACCUUAGAUAACAUUCGAGCUUUGGAUCGUAUACAGGAGGUUCCUCAUGAAGGGCCUAUGUGUGAUCUCCUAUGGUCUGAUCCAGAUGAUCGAUGCGGUUGGGGCAUAUCCCCCCGUGGGGCCGGCUACACUUUCGGACAAGACAUAGCCGGCCAGUUCAACCACACCAAUGGCCUCACCCUAAUCUCAAGAGCACACCAGCUCGUCAUGGAGGGCUACAAUUGGUGUCAGGACAAGAAUGUAGUGACAGUUUUCAGCGCGCCAAACUACUGCUACCGGUGCGGGAACAUGGCUGCAAUACUCGAAAUCGGGGAGAACAUGGAGCAAAACUUCCUUCAGUUCGACCCAGCUCCUCGACAGAUCGAGCCGGACACAACGCGCAAAACGCCGGAUUAUUUCUUGUGAGCUUAGGGCUGUCAGAAUGCAUUUUCUGUUGGUUGGUUCUUGUAGAUGUUGCUUGAGAAAGAGUAAAUCUGCUGCUGAGGUUUCAAUGUCUGCACCAUUCUUUAUCUGGAGUUUGCUCUACUCCUGACUUUGUUUAUCUGCCCGGGACAAUUUGAUGGGAGGGAGAGUAUAUUUGGUCUUUGUAUAUUUAAUUUUUUUUUCUUGAAAAGAGAAAAUAGCACUGAAGAAUUGGAUAAUAUAUUAUGUGGAAACUGUAAACUCAA
Andrographis paniculata is the source of this 1597-nucleotide messenger RNA. Its product is annotated as serine/threonine-protein phosphatase PP2A-2 catalytic subunit-like. The transcript has 6 exons. Gene Ontology annotation, cellular component: cytoplasm. Gene Ontology annotation, biological process: peptidyl-serine dephosphorylation; mitotic cell cycle. The record is from RefSeq and is a predicted model, not a curated record. Gene Ontology annotation, molecular function: protein serine/threonine phosphatase activity. Bases 414 to 1334 code for a protein of 306 amino acids. NCBI's taxonomy places the organism in Eukaryota, Viridiplantae, Streptophyta, Magnoliopsida, Lamiales, Acanthaceae.